Messenger RNA from Cryptomeria japonica (Japanese cedar), 2225 nucleotides. RefSeq lists its product as uncharacterized. Gene Ontology annotation, cellular component: cytosol. The record is from RefSeq and is a predicted model, not a curated record. The transcript is spliced from 11 exons. Gene Ontology annotation, molecular function: phosphoribosylaminoimidazolecarboxamide formyltransferase activity; IMP cyclohydrolase activity. Gene Ontology annotation, biological process: 'de novo' IMP biosynthetic process. Lineage: Eukaryota; Viridiplantae; Streptophyta; Pinopsida; Cupressales; Cupressaceae. The coding region runs from base 155 to 1984 and encodes 609 amino acids.
UUUCUUUUAAGAAUUUUUGAAGAGAAUCUGAAACGCUUAAUUAAACAUGGGAUUUGAAAUUCCCAACAAAAAUCAAAAUAUACCCUAAAGGAGAAAUGGGUGGUUCCCUCCGCUUUAUUCCACGCUUUCUCACUUGCACCUCAUUUCGAUUGCAAUGGCGGCAGCACUCUCAAUAACGAGAUCAUUCUCAUUGCAGUCAGACGUUACUAAAAUUUCUACUAUUUCAUCUGCUGGAUUCCAAAACCUUAAAUCCUCCUCUUCAUUAUCUCAUAAACAUUACAUUUAUUCGUCAGAAACAUUAUAUCUGCAGAAGUACAUAGCAGGGGCAGCCAGAGCGCGGACAAUAAUGGCUUCAACAUCAACAAAAACGGGCUCUCUAUUGGUACACGCCCAACUUACAGAGUCAAAGCAAGCUCUAGUAUCUUUAUCAGAUAAACGCGACCUGGAACUCCUUGGUAGGGGCCUUCAGAAUCUAGGCUAUGCAAUUGUUUCGACUGGUGGUACAGCAUCUGCACUUGAACAGGCUGGAAUACCUGUAACUAAAGUGGAACAAGUCACCAAUUUUCCAGAGAUGCUUGACGGUCGUGUUAAAACCUUGCACCCUGCCGUGCAUGGAGGUAUUCUUGCAAGAAGGGAUCAACAACGUCACAUGGAUGAUCUGAAGAAUCAUGGGAUUGGGGCAUUUGAUUUGGUGGUGGUAAACCUUUAUCCAUUUUAUGAGAAGGUUUCUUCAUCUAAUGGGAUAUCAUUUGAAGAUGGUGUAGAGAACAUUGAUAUUGGUGGGCCAGCGAUGAUCAGGGCUGCUGCAAAGAACCAUAAGCAUGUUCUGGUAGUGGUCGAUCCUGCAGACUAUCCUUCUCUUUUAGGGUAUUUGCAAGGUGAAGGAAAUGAUGGAGAGGAUCUCCGAAGAAAGUUUGCCUGGAAAGCCUUCCAGCAUGUUGCUUCGUAUGACUCUGCUGUAGCAGAGUGGUUCUGGAAGCAGCUUGGUAGAGAUGAAUUUCCACCAAGAUUAACUGUCCCACUUUCAAUCAAGUCCCCUCUUAGAUAUGGGGAAAAUCCUCAUCAGAAAGCUGCAUUUUAUGCUGAUGAGUCCCUAUGUGAGGUGGAUGCUGGAGGCAUUGCAACUGCUGUACAACAUCAUGGAAAGGAAAUGUCGUAUAAUAACUAUCUAGAUGCAGAUGCAGCCUGGAAUUGUGUUUCAGAAUUCAGAAGUCCAACAUGUGUUAUUGUGAAACACACAAAUCCAUGUGGAGUUGCAUCUAGAUCAGAUACUCUGGAAGCAUACCGACUUGCAGUGAGAGCAGACCCAGUUAGUGCAUUUGGUGGGAUUGUGGCAUUUAAUACAGAAGUCAAUGAGGAGCUUGCUAAGGAAAUUCGAGAAUUCAGAAGUCCACUAGAUGGAGAAACACGAAUGUUCUAUGAAAUUGUAGUUGCACCAAAGUAUACUGAAAAAGGUCUUGAGGUUUUGAAAGGUAAGUCAAAAAAUCUUAGGAUUCUUGAAGCAAGAGCGAAUAAAAAUGGAAAGCGAUCACUCAGACAAGUUGGAGGGGGAUGGUUAUUGCAAGAUUCUGAUGACUAUACACCAGAAGACAUUGACUUUGGUGUUGUAUCUGAAAGAAGUCCCCAAGAAAGUGAAAUGGAUGAUGCAAAAUUUGCCUGGCUUUGUGUUAAGCAUGUCAAGAGCAAUGCCAUUGUCAUAGCAAAGAAUAAGUGCAUGCUAGGUAUGGGUAGUGGACAACCAAAUCGGGUUGAAAGCUUGCGUAUAGCUCUCCGUAAGGCAGGUGAUGAAGUGAAAAGUGCAGCGCUGGCUAGUGAUGCAUUCUUCCCAUUUGCUUGGAAGGAUGCAGUGGAAGAAGCAUGUGCAGCUGGGAUCGGUGUUAUUGCUGAACCUGGAGGAAGUAUGAGAGAUCAAGAUGCAAUAGAUUGCUGUAAUAAAUAUGGGGUUUCUCUCAUGUUCACAAAAGUUAGACAUUUCAAGCAUUAGGCUUCUUUUGUGAAUAUUCUUAAUUUUGAUUUGCACCAGGCUUUGAAAUCACGCUUUUUUGAGACUUGUUUGGGAUGAGAGCUUGUAGACAAGCUGAUGGGUAAUGGGCAUGCAUUCUUUGCUCAUAUGCCUUUAUUGUAAUGCAUUAUUAAACAAAGCUUAUUGGGACUGAAAUUUAUGAGUUUAUUGGUUUAAAGCUUAUGAUGAGUUUUUCUAAUCAAUUCCAAAGUUUGUGCAUUCU